AUGUCCGACUACUUCGUUGAAAGGCCACAUUUUAAUACUAUGGACUUUCGUAGGCGGUUUCAAAUGCGGAAAGAGUUGUUUUAUUGCAUCUUGAAUGAUGUUGUCAACCACGAGCCAUACUUUCGCCAGAAAAAAGACAGGCUCGGCCGACAAGGGCUAUCCCUUGAGCAAAAGUUAACUAUUGUCUUCCAUAUGCUCGCAUGGGGAUGCUCAACUGACGCGAUCGACGAGUACUUUAGAUUGGGUGAAAGCAAAUCUCUUGAGUCACUCCGUAAGUUUUGCUGCGCUGUUAAAGCCAUGUAUGGCCAAUGGUACCUCAAGUCUCCAAAUCCAGCUGACCUUUACAAGCUAUUGCACAAGGCAAGCAGUCGAAGCUUCCCAGGCAUGUUAGAAAGUCUUGACUGCAUGCACUGGGAAUGGAAGAACUGCCCAUCUUCUUAG
Messenger RNA from Prunus armeniaca (apricot), 441 nucleotides. The record is from the annotation of a GenBank genome assembly. NCBI's taxonomy places the organism in Eukaryota, Viridiplantae, Streptophyta, Magnoliopsida, Rosales, Rosaceae.